Messenger RNA from Candidula unifasciata, 660 nucleotides. Lineage: Eukaryota; Metazoa; Mollusca; Gastropoda; Stylommatophora; Geomitridae. The record is from the annotation of a GenBank genome assembly.
CCCGUUCUCAUUGCUGGGGACCUUACGAAAGACGAGGACGUGAGACGCGUGGUCCAAGGCGCUGUAGACGGUAAUAAUGGGCGCCUAGAUAUUCUUGUGAACAACGCUGGAAUCAUAGGUUUGGGUGGUAUUCAAAAGGCAACCUUAGAACAAUAUGACAGCAUCAUGAACACAAAUGUCAGGUCCAUGUUUUACAUGACCCAGUUGUCUGUGCCUUAUCUGGUAGAAUCCAAGGGAAAUAUUGUCAAUGUAUCUAGCAUUAAUGGACUUCGCGCUUUUGCAGGUGUGCUCAAUUACAGCAUUUCUAAACAUGCAGUAGAUGCAUUUACAAGAUGUGUGGCAUUAGAUUUAGCUGACAAAAGAGUUAGAGUUAACUGUGUAAAUCCAGGUGUCACACAUACAGCACUCCACCGCAGGGCAGGUCUCAGCGAUAAGGAAUACGAAGCGUAUCUGAAGCGUGCCAGAUACACUCAUGCCCUGGGCCGGUAUGGAGAACCUGAAGAAGUGGCAGAUUGUAUUGCUUUCUUGGCCUCCGACCAAGCAUCCUUUAUCACUGGAGCCAGCAUACCAGUUGAUGGAGGCAGACAUGCCCUCUGUCCCAGCAGUUUGUCGCGAGAGGAAGGGGGUGUCUCAGCAAUGUCCCAAAGUGUAGACAGUUAA